CUCUCAUGUAAAAAAUUAAAAUUAAAAUCUAACUCAUUUUUAAUCACAAUAAAGAAAGCAACGAAUAUAAAUAAAAGACAAUUAAUUAUAUUAUAAUUUGUAAAUAUAAAUUAAGUAGAAUCUGAAAAAAAUGAUGAACUUAAGUAAUAGCAGUUCUAAAAAUGUGAAGCUGUAAAAUAAUAUACUUUAAAAUUCUAUUAUAAAAAAUGGCAAUAACGAAGCUUCAAAGAAUGACUUGGAUGCUGAUCAAUCUCUUGAUCCUUCUAAGAUAGGAGAAUAUAUUCAGCUACUUCAAGACUAUGAAAAAAAUUGCUUAAAAGAAUAAAACUUUAAAGAAGCUGAGCUUGUUACAAAGCGUAUUGAAGAGUUAUAAUAGCAUGAAUUAGUUUAUAGGUCUUUAGCAGUUGUUGAGAAAAAUAAAGAAGAAAUAAAUGAGUUAGAGCAACUAAAUUUACAAUAAUUCAAUGAAUUUAAUGAAAUUUGGGAUUAAAUUAUAGAUGAGCAUGUUCAAAAGCUCAAAUAACUAGAAGAAAAUAUGGUAUAGUAGCAUUAGCAAGAAAUUAUAGUUAAAGAAUAGGAGCUACAAUAAAUAUAACCUGGCAAAUGCAAAUACUCUAAAGAAAUAUUGAAUCUUAGAUUUGUUUUAGAAAAUCUCAUUAAAUGCAAAAAGUAUGGAGAAGCACAUGAAGUUAAGGAAAGACUUGCAAAACUUGAAAAGUAAGAAGAAGAAAAAUGGGUGAAAGUUCAUGAGUAAAAAAUUGAAAAGAAAAGAGAGUAAAUAGUUUUAAAGUAAAAGUAAGAAAUGGAAGCGCUCUAAGUUAGAUUAGAAAAUUCGUUGUAAGAAAAAAUAAAAAUAAGAACGUUAGAGCUUGAAAAGUUAUUGCAAAAGUUUUAAAAUAUGAAGAAUGAGCUUGAAGUAAAGCAAAACUAAGAGCUAUCAAAAUUACAAGUAAUGAAUAAUAAAACUAUGAGUAAGUUAGCCUCUAAAGGAUCAAUUAUGGGUUCAAAUUAUAUCAAUACUUUAAAUGGAUCAAGAAUAAAUUCUUGAUUGAUAUUAAUAAUAAUCAAGCCAUAAAGGCUAAAACUAAAGCAAUUAUUUCACAUAAAACCAUUAUAAAAUAAUUAAAAAGUUUUGAAUUUAUCAGGAUAAGAAGCAAAAUUUUAAAUUAUCUACUUAAAAUAUCCAUAAAGUAUAUUUGGAUAUAUUGAUUGUUAGAUCUUUAAUCUUUAAAGGAUCUUAAUGAAUGAAUUAUUGUUUGUUUUAAAUUAAAAUCAAAUUAUUUGUAAAUUAUAAUUUCACCUAUUCUUUUCUGUAUACUAUAUAUAUAUAUAUAUAUAAUUAAACAUUCUACUUGUUAAGUAUUUCCUUCCUUACACUAACUACAACUAAAUAAAUUACUUUGAAAAUAUU
This is a messenger RNA of Tetrahymena thermophila SB210, 1411 nucleotides long. RefSeq lists its product as hypothetical. The record is from RefSeq and is a predicted model, not a curated record. The transcript has 6 exons. Lineage: Eukaryota; Ciliophora; Oligohymenophorea; Hymenostomatida; Tetrahymenidae.